Messenger RNA from Penicillium taxi, 1008 nucleotides. RefSeq lists its product as uncharacterized. The transcript is spliced from 3 exons. Gene Ontology annotation, cellular component: elongator holoenzyme complex. The record is from RefSeq and is a predicted model, not a curated record. Gene Ontology annotation, biological process: tRNA wobble uridine modification. The coding region runs from base 1 to 1008 and encodes 335 amino acids. Lineage: Eukaryota; Fungi; Ascomycota; Eurotiomycetes; Eurotiales; Aspergillaceae.
AUGCCUCUUCAACCGCCAUUACCACCCCUCAUCACCCCAUAUGUAUCAUCUCAGCCUGAGAAUUCACUCACACUGAUAUCAUCUAUUCUGGGAGCCACAUCAAACUGGCUUGUGUUGAGAUUUCUACACGCAGCCCUUAGACAGGAAUCGAACAAUGCAUCACUUGGCUUCGAUGAACCACAUGGCAGCAAAAGACCAGUCGUACUAGUGAGCUUCUUACGAGGCUGGGAGUUUUGGAAAGCUGAGGCUAAAAGAUUGGGCAUUGACCUUGGUCGUUUGACUGAUAAGAAGGAAUUUGCAUUUGUGGACGGUUUGAGUGAAUUGUUCAGUGGUCCUCAACCAGCAAGUGUGUCUACGCCGCCUGCUGUCAAUAUUGGUCAGGUGCGCACAACCUUGCCACUUCGGUCUGCGGGUGCAGUACCAGGGAGGUCACCUAUCCCAACCCAACCGACAGACAGAAGCAAUGUGCCAAAGCAGACACAGACGGGGCCUGGAAUUGCAAAGAAGCUACAUUUCACUGGACGUGGUGUUGCUGCGCUAGAUGCUCUGGAGCACGACAUUAUCAACGUUAUCAUGGGAUUAAACGGUGAAAAGGCGCUACUCAUCAUCGACCAGCCAGAUCUUCUGCUUGCAGCUACAGGUGAAAGCUUGGAUAUUGGAGCUACAGAAAUGACAGAGUGGAUCAAGGGUCUACAGGAGAAAGUUUAUGCUACUGUUAUGACGCUGGCUGCAGACUCGCCGCUGGUCCAUAACGCAUCAGCAUCCAGGAUGCAGGUAGCUUCGCCGAUAGAGUCUGGUCAUGCAGCAUUUGCUAUCGCUUUGGCACAUCGGGCUCGGUCUGUCAUGCAGCUUCGCACUCUGGAGACUGGAGCCGCGAGAGAUGUGAGUGGUGUGCUGAGGAUCAGCCGAGGCGGUGGAUGGACCGAAGAGAACUUGGAUGAAAAGGAACUGCUGUACUACAUCCAGCGAGAUGGUGGAGUCAAGGUCUUUGGGCGUGGGGAAUCCUGA